Messenger RNA from Pseudogymnoascus destructans, 2268 nucleotides. RefSeq lists its product as uncharacterized. The record is from RefSeq and is a predicted model, not a curated record. The transcript has 3 exons. The coding region runs from base 670 to 2268 and encodes 532 amino acids. Gene Ontology annotation, cellular component: plasma membrane. NCBI's taxonomy places the organism in Eukaryota, Fungi, Ascomycota, Leotiomycetes, Thelebolales, Thelebolaceae. Gene Ontology annotation, biological process: protein localization to plasma membrane.
AUAUAUCUUUAUCGAUAUCUUUAUCGAUAUCUUCUCUUCAAAUCUCCCAAGAACGUACAACGAGUGAGAGUACUGGAAAAGCCUCGGGGUUGGCCAAAAAGCCUCACGGCCACUUCAGUAGUGGGAUGAUGUUCCUCGUAUGGUGUCAAACAGCAUCAGCGAUGAGGCUGGGGCUGAGUGAGGUUGCAGCCCAACGAGGUAGCCAUCUCCUUCCUCCCUUGCUCCCUCCAACUCAAUCAAUCACCGCCUCCCACGUCUCCACGCCUCCUCCUCACAUCCCCCCACCGUGCCCAUUCUCCGUACCAUACCAUCAAUCCCGUACUAUCCCAUCCCAUAUCCGCUAGAAGGACUCAUUUCCUUCUAGCGCUGUACCAAGAACCAAGGCUAACUCUCCUGCCUGCUAUGCUAAUAUGGCUGCCCAUUCAUUCAUUCCCCCUCUUCACGUCACAUUCAUUCCAGUAUUUGCAUAUAUAAAGGGACCAUUCACCUCUUCUCCCUCCCUUCUUUUCUUUAUUCUCUAGGCUUCAUUCGAUUUUAUUCGAUUCCUGUGUUCACUCAACUCAUCGACUCUCGCGUCACUCGCCCGCUCAUACGUUUAUCACACAACCCCCCAACACUCUGCUAAUCAAUCCCACAUCAAUCUCACAUCAAUCUCUCACAACAGCCACAAUGGUUUUCUAUACCAUUGCCCAGCCAGAUGAGUACCUGGCCAUCACCGGUGCGGGUGUCCGCACCGUCAAGAUCGCCAAGAAGGGCUUCAUCUGGCCCAUGCAGAAAUGCAUGCGCUUCACUAUUCAGCCCCGUGAUUAUCCAAUGAAUUUACGCGCAAUGACCAAAGAGAAGCUCCAAUUCGAGCUCCCCGUCGUCUUCACCGUCGGCCCCGACCUCAACCAGCGAGGCGACAACGCCAUAGUCCAUGGCGAGGCCAGCGCCGAGGACCGUGAGGACCGCGGCGACGCACUGAUGAAAUACUCCAUGCUCCUCGCUGGCGCCGCCACCACUGGCGGCCACGCCCACAUCGAGAGCAUCGUCAAGGGUAUCAUCGAGGGCGAGACCCGUGUCCUCGUCAGUUCCAUGACUAUGGAAGAGAUCUUUACAGAGCGCGAGCAAUUCAAGAAACGCAUUUACCACAACAUCCAGUCCGAGCUCGACCAAUUCGGCCUGAAAAUCUACAACGCAAACGUCAAGGAGCUUACCGAUGCUCCCAACUCCAACUACUUCGCCUCUCUCUCCCGCAAAGCCCACGAAGGCGCAUCCAACCAAGCUCGUGUCGACGUUGCUGAAGCACAAUGGCACGGUAACGUAGGCGAAGCUGAGCGCCAGGGUCGCCAGAACCGCGAGAUAGCCAAGAUCCACGCCGAGACCGCAGUCCAGAAGACUGAGCGAGACACUGAGAAAUCGCAAGCCGAGGCGCUCCUCGCUACCCGCAAAGCGGCGUUUGAUCGCGACGUCAACAUCGCCAAGAUCGAAGCCAGCCGUGCUGUCGAGGUAAAGGACGAGCAGCUCCGCAAGGACGUCGAGUCCCUCCGCGCCGCUACCGAAAUCGAACGUCUCCGUGCCUCCGAUGUCGUGAAGGCUACUAUCCUGAGAGAAUCCCAGCAACAAGCCUCAGAUGCCCGCGCCUACGAGACUCAAACCAAAGCCUCCGCCGAUUUCUUCCUCGCCCAAAAGGCAGCAGAGGCGCGCGCAUACGAGACGCAGACGAAGACGACCGCGGACGCCGACCGCGAGAAGCAGACUGCCCAGGCUAAGGCAUUCGAGACGCAAGCCAAGGCCGAUGCAGAUAAAUUCCGCGUCACCCGCGCCGCAGAGGCGACAUACGUUGCCGAUUCCAAGAAGGCGGAGGCAGAAGCCUACAAGCUCAAGGUUAUUGCAGAGUCCAGCUUCCUCGCCGAAGCAAAGAAGGCGGAUGCUGAGGCGUACCGCGUUAAGGUUGCCGCGGAGGCAGCUUACAUCAAAGCCACCCGCGCCGCUGAGGCCGGCAAGAUCGCGCGCCAAGCCGAGGCAGAGGGUCUCACAGCCAUGGCAGGCGCAUACGCCGCUAUGAGCGACGCCUUUGGUGGCCCCGCUGGCUUGGUCCAAUACCUCAUGCUCGAGAAGGGGGUCUACGGCGAGCUGGCACGCGCCAACGCGCAGGCGGUGCAGAAUCUCAACCCCAAGGUUACGGUGUGGAACACGGGGAACCAGGCGGGGAAUGGAGAGGGGGGGAGGGGGGUGCGGAUGCGGGGGCGAGUAUUAGGAAUGUGUACCAGAUGCUGCCGCCGCUGA